UUAACAGUAUAUUUCAAUACAAACAGUAAUUAAUUGACAAAAACAUUGAAGUAUUGAAAAAUGUUUUGAAAAAUCAUUAAAUAAAAUGUGAAAACAAUUGAAGACUUAAAAACAACUGAAGACUUAAAAACAACUGAAGACUUAAAAACAGCUGAAGACUGGAAACAACUGAAGACUGGAAACAACUGAAGACUUAAAAACAACUGAAGACUUAAAAACAACUGAAGACUUAAAAACAACUGAAGACUUAAAAACAACUGAAGACUUAAAAACAGCUGAAGACUGGAAACAACUGAAGACUGGAAACAACUGAAGACUGGAAACAACUGAAGACUUAAAAACAACUGAAGACUUAAAAACAACUGAAGACUGGAAACAACUGAAGACUGAAAACAACUGAUACCUCAAUCAAUCAGCAAAAAAAAAGUUAUGUCCUCUUCGUUAGUCUGGCCGCAGACAAGACAUCUAGUAUUGUCAGCGACUAAUUGUCGGCAAUUACUGGCCUCAAGAUAUGCCUCAUCUACUGCAACAUCGACGGCGGCGGCGCCUAAAAACAAGGAUCACUAUCAUCUGGUAGUUGUCGGCGCCGGUGCCGGCGGUCUAUCGGUUGCAUCCAAAUUUACCGAAGUAUUGGCCUCAAUGAACAAGGGUCAGGUGGCCGUCAUCGAGCCGGCAGAGAUGCACUACUAUCAGCCAAUGUGGACAUUGGUCGGAGCCGGCAUCAAAACUAUCGAUCAAUCGGGUCGGCAGAUGGCCAGUGUAAUGCCCAAAAAGGUUAAAUGGAUACGCGAUCGUGUCGUAGCCAUCGAACCGGACGACAAUCGGGUUCGGCUAUCGGGUGCUAACGGCCUGAUUAGCUACGAUUACUUGCUGGUGGCUGCGGGUAUACAACUUGAUUGGCAUAAAGUCAAGGGACUGGAGGAUGCAUUGGAUCAAUCGGCCAGUGUUUGUUCCAAUUAUUCGCCGAAAACGGUAUUGAAAACAUGGCCAGCUAUUCAGUCGGUACCGGCAGGCGGGACAGCCAUCUUUACGUUUCCCAAUACGAGUAUCAAGUGUGCCGGCGCACCCCAAAAGAUCAUGUAUUUGGCGGACGCCCACUGGCGACAGAGUGGACUUCGGGACAAAAUUAACAUAACAUAUAAUACAUCGCURGGCGUUAUAUUUGGUGUACCGAAAUAUGCCGAAGCAUUGAAUAAGAUAUGCAUAGAGCGGGACAUUCAGGUCAACCAUUGGCACAAUCUGGUCGAAGUGGUGGCCGACAAACGGGAGGCUGUGUUCGAACAUUUGCAGACCAAAGAGCUCAGGCGUUUCCGUUACGAUAUGCUUCACGUAACACCGCCGAUGAGUGCACCGCCAAUAGUGGCCAACUCAUUGGCUACGGAACAAUCGGGCGGCUAUAUGGCCGUCGAUCGGGAAACACUACAACAURUGAAAUACCCGAACGUUUACGGUAUCGGCGACUGUACCAGUGCGCCAACAUCGAAAACUGCGGCUGCCGUAGCCGGUCAGACAGGGGUUGUAUCACGUAAUUUGUUGGCCACUAUGCGUGGCCAGAAACCCUAUGCCCGAUACGAUGGCUAUACAUCGUGUCCAUUGGUUACCGGUUUUGAUAAAUGUAUUUUAGCCGAAUUCGACUACAAUCUGGAACCGUUGGAAACGUUUCCCGUGGAUCAGUCAAAGGAACGCCGUUCGAUGUAUUUUAUGAAAAAAGAACUGAUGCCACAAAUGUAUUGGAACGGCCUAUUGAAGGGUAUCUGGAAUGGUCCAACAUUUUUUAGACGGAUAAUGCACCUGGGCAUGGGCAAAUAAAUUGAUGAUGAUCAAGUUUUAA
This is a messenger RNA of Oppia nitens, 1831 nucleotides long. It is a transcript of the gene Sqor, whose product is annotated as sulfide:quinone oxidoreductase, mitochondrial-like. Bases 430 to 1809 code for a protein of 459 amino acids. The transcript has 4 exons. Lineage: Eukaryota; Metazoa; Arthropoda; Arachnida; Sarcoptiformes; Oppiidae. The record is from RefSeq and is a predicted model, not a curated record. Gene Ontology annotation, cellular component: mitochondrion. Gene Ontology annotation, molecular function: sulfide:quinone oxidoreductase activity; FAD binding.